Planococcus citri (citrus mealybug) is the source of this 2348-nucleotide messenger RNA. RefSeq lists its product as uncharacterized. The transcript has a single exon. NCBI's taxonomy places the organism in Eukaryota, Metazoa, Arthropoda, Insecta, Hemiptera, Pseudococcidae. The record is from RefSeq and is a predicted model, not a curated record. The coding region runs from base 404 to 2278 and encodes 624 amino acids.
AUGAUUAUAAGAGUACGUGCUUCACUAUAAUCUGAAUUUUCUCAGCGUUAAAAGCAUUAUUCAAACAAUCAUGUAAGUAAUAUAAAAAUGUGGAGAAAAAUUUCCAACGUGUGUAAUGAAUAAAUGUAGGUACCUUACCUACUUACAAGUGAUUUUAAUUCCCUUAGAUGAAGUAGGUAGGUACGUGUGUUUUGUUUGAUUAUUAAUUACCCAUGAAAGGACUUCAAUUUGGUCUGAAUUGAGAUAAUCCCGUUCAAAUAUCAGCUGUGCAUUACAAAAAAUGACCAAUGGAAACAAUCCUGUGAACUCGGCAUCGAAUGGAAAUCGCCCAAUCAUUUCAUAGCCAUCUGAAUAAUCCUCCAUAAAUAGGUAUUUUGAUUUUAUAUUUCGCUCAGUGGGCUUAAUGGAGCUCAACAUUCUAAGAAUAUUCGUCACAACUCUCAUUUAUACUUUACUGAAAUAUUCCUCAGUAAUUCACGCGGUUUUAGUGUCCCCUAGUAAUAAUUUUACUCAUUUCGUCCUCGAGCAACCCGAAUACCUCGUGGAUAAAAGUCUGAUGAUAAAAGAAUUGCUACAAGAUGAAAAUUCAAUAGUCUCAAUAAUUAGACCACCUCGAUGGGGUAAAAAUUUUAAUUUAGAUAUGAUACGAACAUUUCUCCAAAUUGAAGUCGACUCAGAAGGAGUCGCCCUACCCGAAGACCAGAAAAUCCAUCGUAAAUUGUUCUCAGGAGGAGAACUCCAAUCAUCGGAUGGCGAAGUGAAAAACCUACAGCCUUUGAAAAUAUCCAACGUCAGCGAUGCCAUGGAACAUCAAGGGAAAUACCCCGUUAUAUGGGUUGAUUUGUGCUACACAAAGUACUGUUCUUAUCCAGAAAUGGAAGAUUGUUUGAAAAACGUUGUUGACGGCGUGUUCGAGAGUCACGCUUAUUUGCGAAGAUAUUCUGAAGCUGGAAAUCAAAGUAUAAGUGACAAUGACCUUGUGAAAGAAAAAUUACGAAGAUAUUUCGCGAAAAAUAUUACCAGAGAAGAUCUCCUGGACAGUUUACGAUUCGCGAGCGAGUUGCUUUUCAAACAUUUCAAUCAAAAAGUAUUCAUUUUAGUUAACGAUUACGAUACUCCGUUCAUUUUACGUAUGAUCAUUCCAAAGCAAUCGCCCGAAUAUUUAAACGUCUCGAGUCUACUCAGAGAGUUAUUCUGUCGCACUUUCAAUGACAAUCCGUACUUGAGAAAAGCAAUAUUCACGGGCUCGUUGCCAUUAACCGAAGCUCAUUCGCAUGUUACUUCGAAUUUGAAUAAUUUCACCGAAUACACCUUACUCGAUGGUCCGUUCUCCGAGUUUUACGGAUUUACUCAAAAUGAGGUCGAUGACCUGAUGAACCGAACUAAAUCCUUAACCGAUCGUCAAGAAAUAAAAGAUCUAUACAAAGGAUACAAUCACGGUCGUCAUAUCGUCUACAAUCCGUGGUCUGUUCUAGAUCAUAUCAUCCUGAAAGAAAACGCUUUCCCUUACUGGUCAUCAGUUGCCCCUUCUCCCGCUUGUGUUGAAAAACAACUCUCGACUGAUACUUGGCUGAAACCAAUCAGAGAUUUAUUUAUGGGUUUUGGUAUCAUUAGUGCAAUUGAUCCCUCGGUAGACUACCUUAAUUGCAGUACGUCAACGUCUUUGUUAAGUUUACUAUUGUAUUUCGGUUACUUGAAUCCGGUCGCUGAAGUGUAUCCAAAUGAUAAGCCUACAUACAAAUUAAUCAUACCUAAUAGAGAAAUCAAAGAAUUUUACGCGAAAAAAAUCAACGACAGAGUGAAAAAUAAAUUAUUCGUGGUUGUGGCGGAUAUCUACAAUUGCAUGCGGUUUUUACCUAUUAAUUUGAUGGAAGGGUUCAAGACGAAUUUCCAAAACACCAUCUUUGGCAUUGAAAAAUUCUAUCAGAUUAAACAAAGUGAACUUGAACUUUGCCAUAAUGAUCUUAUGCUGAUGCUGAUCGAUUCGGUAUCGUUGAAAUAUGAAUUUCAGUUUCAGACGUUUCCCUCUGCUAAUGAAACGGUGGCUUUUUUGGAACCUAAAGUGGAUCAUAUUCGUAAUAUUAUUUUUAUAGGAUUUAAGGUCACAGAAAAUGUGGAAAAUUUGACAUCAGAGGCUAAUGCAACCCUGCAGCAUGUUAAAAGCUUAAAAUAUGAUAUCAAACAUGGAAAUUAUAGUAAAUUUCAUCUUGUUAAAAUAGGUAUAGCUUUAAGUAGAGUUCACUCAAACGUACAGUAUGAUGUUGAAAUUUUGGAUUGAUAAUUUUUAGUCCAAUGACAUUUUAAACUAACCGAUUACAAAUAUAAAUAAAUAUUUUAUUCGAGUAUUA